AUGUUUUGAUCACAGAACUCGUGAACACACAUUUCCAUUGACAAACAGCGUAGUUGUUUAAUCAGUGUGUAUAAGACUUUGGCCAACAGCCGAGUGUUUGUUUUUCAUUUUAUUAUUGUCGUUCAGUAACUAAAAGUGAUUAUCUGAAAUAUUGUAAAAUUUAUCGCGCAAUUAUGCUGAGAAUUUCUACACGAUUCCUUGGCAUUAGGAAUUGCCACACAAAUCACAUCACAAGUUAUUCACGAAUAAUUACGCAAUUUUCACGUUAUUAUAGCGAUGAAAAACCAUCCAAAUUCGCAAUCAGUGAUGAAAUUCUCGAUGGCCGACCACUUUAUUUGGACGCACAAGCAACCACACCACUCGAUCCAAGAGUGUUGGAUGCAAUGCUACCAUAUUUGACCAGCUUUUAUGGAAAUCCACAUUCGCGCACACAUCAAUAUGGUUGGGAAUCGGAAAAAGCAGUUGAAAAGGCUCGUGAACAAGUAGCUACUUUGGUUGGAGCGGAUCCAAAAGAGAUUAUUUUUACAUCUGGCGCUACGGAAUCAAAUAAUAUUGCCGUGAAGGGUGUUGCAAGAUUCUAUGGUGAAAAAAAGAAACAUGUCAUCACAACACAAACUGAGCAUAAAUGUGUAUUGGAUUCGUGCCGUGCUUUGGAAGCUGAAGGAUUCCGUGUGACAUAUUUACCCGUUCAGUCGAAUGGUAUAAUUAAAAUGGAUGAAUUGGAGAAGGCCAUGACGCCAGACACAUCGCUCGUUUCAAUUAUGACCGUCAACAAUGAAAUCGGUGUAAUGCAGCCCAUUUCUGAAAUCGGUAAAUUGUGCAAAUCAAAAAAUGUAUUCUUCCACACCGAUGCAGCUCAAGCGGUGGGAAAAAUUCCAAUCAAUGUAAACGAAUCGCAUAUUAGUUUGAUGUCAAUAUCGGGCCAUAAAGUUUACGGUCCAAAAGGAAUUGGUGCUUUAUAUGUUCGCCGAAGACCCCGAGUUCGUGUUGAAGCCUUACAAAGUGGUGGUGGUCAAGAGCGUGGGCUGCGAAGUGGAACCGUGCCAACUCCGUUGUGCGUUGGAAUUGGUGCUGCAUGCGAAAUUGCUGCCAAAGAGAUGAGCUAUGACCACGAAUGGAUGGAAUAUUUAUCGAAAAUCUUAAUCGAUAGAAUUAACGUCGCUUUGCCACAAGUCAUUCGAAAUGGCGAUCCGAAUGAAACUUAUCCAGGUUGUGUGAAUCUGUCAUUUGCAUUCGUUGAAGGCGAAUCACUGCUAAUGGCUUUAAAAGAUGUGGCAUUGUCCAGCGGAUCUGCAUGCACAUCUGCAUCACUUGAACCAUCGUAUGUUCUACGGGCAAUCGGAGCUGACGAAGAUUUGGCACACAGUUCAAUUAGAUUUGGCAUCGGCCGUUUUACAACAAAGGAAGAGAUCGAGUACAUAGCUGAUAAGUGUAUUAAACAUGUUCAACGCUUGCGUGAGAUGUCACCGCUUUGGGAAAUGUCACAAGAGGGCAUUGAUAUUAAAUCAAUCCAAUGGACACAACAUUAAGAACAAAAGAAAAUAUACAUUGGUUUCAUCUUAUUCUGUAAAUAAAUUUUAAGCGUAUUCAAUACCUAUAUAACAUUAUAUUACGUUUGCUUUUGCCA
Messenger RNA from Contarinia nasturtii (swede midge), 1627 nucleotides. It is a transcript of the gene Nfs1, whose product is annotated as cysteine desulfurase, mitochondrial. NCBI's taxonomy places the organism in Eukaryota, Metazoa, Arthropoda, Insecta, Diptera, Cecidomyiidae. Gene Ontology annotation, molecular function: pyridoxal phosphate binding; cysteine desulfurase activity. Bases 174 to 1529 code for a protein of 451 amino acids. Gene Ontology annotation, cellular component: cytosol; mitochondrion; nucleus. The record is from RefSeq and is a predicted model, not a curated record. Gene Ontology annotation, biological process: [2Fe-2S] cluster assembly. The transcript has 9 exons.